Messenger RNA from Tarenaya hassleriana, 793 nucleotides. RefSeq names its product 60S ribosomal protein L11-1-like. Gene Ontology annotation, cellular component: cytosolic large ribosomal subunit; ribosome. The record is from RefSeq and is a predicted model, not a curated record. The coding region runs from base 100 to 648 and encodes 182 amino acids. NCBI's taxonomy places the organism in Eukaryota, Viridiplantae, Streptophyta, Magnoliopsida, Brassicales, Cleomaceae. The transcript has 6 exons. Gene Ontology annotation, biological process: translation. Gene Ontology annotation, molecular function: RNA binding; structural constituent of ribosome.
UUUCCGUCAUUUGGCAUUCGUUAGAAAAAACCCUAGCUUCCCCUCUCUUAUAUUUCUCACUUUUCUUCCCAUCGUCCCUUCUCGUAUCGAUCUUUAGAGAUGGCGUCGGAGAAGAAGCUCUCAAACCCCAUGAGGGACAUUAAGGUUCAGAAGCUCGUCCUCAACAUCUCCGUCGGUGAGAGUGGAGAUCGUCUCACCCGUGCCGCCAAGGUCCUGGAGCAACUCAGUGGUCAAACCCCAGUCUUCUCCAAGGCGAGGUACACUGUGAGAUCAUUCGGUAUAAGGCGUAAUGAGAAGAUUGCGUGCUAUGUGACUGUGAGGGGUGAGAAGGCGAUGCAGCUCCUUGAGAGUGGCUUGAAAGUGAAGGAGUACGAGUUGCUGAGGAGGAACUUCAGUGACACUGGCUGCUUCGGGUUCGGUAUCCAGGAACAUAUUGAUCUCGGGAUCAAGUAUGAUCCCUCAACCGGAAUCUACGGUAUGGAUUUCUACGUGGUUCUGGAACGUCCAGGAUACCGUGUGGCCCGUCGCCGGAGAUGCAAGGCUCGUGUGGGAAUCCAGCACAGAGUGACAAAGGAGGAUGCCAUGAAAUGGUUCCAAGUCAAGUAUGAAGGUGUUAUCCUCAACAAGUCUCAGAACAUCACUGGUUAAACUCGGUUUCCUUUUUCAUUUUGCUCUUCUAGCUGUUGCCUGUUUUACUUUUUACUGAAUCUGGAUUUUAGAAAGCUCUGUUUUACUUUUUGUAACAUCAGUUGGCUGAAUCUCAAGUUUUUGAAAAAAGAACCAACUUUCUGGA